Messenger RNA from Heterocephalus glaber (naked mole-rat), 18198 nucleotides. The record is from RefSeq and is a predicted model, not a curated record. Lineage: Eukaryota; Metazoa; Chordata; Mammalia; Rodentia; Bathyergidae.
CGGCGGAGGCGGCGGACUGGGCUCGGCGCUGCCCCCGGGGCAUGGACCCGGCUCGCGCUCUGCGCCCCACGCCGCGCGCUCCACGAGGAAGCCGCGUCCGGACGGAAGCUGCCGCAUCCCCGCCCCGGCCAGCCCAGCUUCUCCAGCGGGUCGGGCUUGGUGUUUGUAACUGAUUCUCCGAAACUUUUUGCUAGUUGAGAGACUGCAAGAGUCUGAUGAGUGACUCUGAGAGGAAAUCCUCUGCCCGUUGAGGAAGAGGAUUCAGCACGGAGCUUAGGCGCUCGAGGAGAAAACAAAAAGAAAAAAAAAUGAUUUCCUGGGAAGUUGCCCACACAGUAUUUUUGUUUGCUCUUCUUUAUUCUUCCCUAGCUCAAGAUGCCAGCCCCCGGUCGGAGGUCAGGGCUGAGGAAAUUCCCAAUGGGGCUUCCACCUUGGCUUUUGUCUUUGAUGUGACUGGCUCCAUGUAUGACGAUUUGGUUCAGGUUAUCGAAGGGGCUUCCAAAAUUUUGGAGACGUCUUUGAAAAGACCUAAGAGACCUCUUUUCAACUUUGCUUUGGUGCCUUUCCAUGAUCCAGAAAUUGGCCCAGUGACAAUUACCACAGAUCCCAAGAAAUUUCAAUAUGAACUCAGAGAACUAUAUGUUCAGGGUGGUGGUGAUUGUCCAGAAAUGAGUAUUGGAGCAAUAAAAAUUGCCUUGGAAAUUUCUCUUCCUGGUUCUUUCAUCUAUGUCUUCACUGAUGCACGGUCUAAGGAUUACCGGCUUGCCCAGGAGGUACUGCAGCUUAUCCAACAGAAGCAGUCUCAAGUGGUGUUUGUACUCACUGGAGACUGUGAUGACAGGAACCACAUUGGAUAUAAAGUCUAUGAAGAAAUUGCCGCCACAAGUUCUGGUCAAGUGUUUCAUCUGGACAAAAAACAAGUGAAUGAGGUGUUAAAGUGGGUAGAAGAAGCAGUGCAGGCCUCCAAAGUUCACCUGUUAUCGACAGAUCAUUUGGAACAGGCUGUGACUAUUUGGAAAAUUCCUUUUGACCCCAGCCUCAAAGAGGUCACUGUGUCUCUGAGUGGCCCUUCUCCAGUGAUUGAGAUUCGCAAUCCUUUAGGGAAGCUGAUAAAAAAGGGAUUUGGCCUGAAUGAACUAUUAAAUAUACAUAACUCUGCCAAAGUGGUGAAUGUAAAAGAGCCAGAGGCUGGAAUGUGGACAGUGAAGACCUCUAGCAGUGGGAGGCACUCUGUUCGCAUCACUGGUCUCAGUACUAUUGAUUUCCGCGCUGGUUUUUCCCGAAAACCUACUCUGGACUUCAAGAAAACAGUCAACAGACCCGUGCAAGGAAUACCAACCUAUGUACUUUUGAAUACUUCUGGGAUUUCCAGUCCAGGCAGAGUAGAUCGUCUCGAGCUUCUAAGUAUCUCAGGAAGUUCUCUGAAGACUAUUUCUGUUAAAUAUUACCCAGAUCGAAAACCUUAUGGCAUAUGGAAUAUUUCUGACUUUAUACCUCCAAAUGAAGCUUUCUUUCUCAAAGUAACAGGCUAUGAUAAGGAUGAUUAUCUUUUCCAGAGAGUGUCAAGUGUUUCUUUUUCUAGUAUUAUCCCAGAUGCUCCCAGAGUUACAAUGCCCACGAAAACCCCAGGAUACUACCUGCAGCCAGGCCAGAUUUCCUGCUCUGUUGAGAGUCUUUUGCCCUUUACUUUGAGCUUUGUCAGAAAUGGAGUUACACUUGGAGUAGACCAGUAUUUAAAAGAAUCUGCUAGUGUGAACUGGGAUAUGGAAAAGGUCACCUUGUCUGAUGAAGGCUCCUAUGAAUGCAUUGCUGUCAGCAGUGCAGGGACUGGACGGGCACAGACAUUUUUUGAUGUGUCAGAGCCCCCUCCAGUCAUCCAAGUGCCUAAUAAUGUUACAGUCACUCCUGGAGAGAGAGCCAUUUUGACAUGUCUUGUCACCAGUGCUGUGGAUUACAAUCUAACCUGGCAGAGGAAUGGCAGAGAUGUGAGACUGGCAGAGCCAGCAAGAAUUAGUACAUUGGCCAACCUCUCACUGGAACUAAGGAGUGUGAAAGUCAGCGAUGCUGGAGAGUACCAUUGUAUGGUUUCCAGUGAAGGCGGAUCAGCUGCACUUUCAGUUUUCCUCACAGUGCAAGAGCCACCCAAAGUCACUGUGAUGCCCAAGAAUCAGUCUUUCACAGGAGGGUCUGAUGUCUCCAUCAUGUGUUCUGCAACAGGUUAUCCCAAACCAAAGAUUGCCUGGACUGUUAAUGAUAUGUUUAUCAUGGGUUCACACAGGUAUAGGAUGACCUCAGAAGGUACCUUGUUUAUUAAAAAUGCAGUUCCCAAAGAUGCAGGGAUGUAUGGCUGCUUGGCAAGUAAUUCAGCUGGAACAGAUAAACAGACUUCUACCCUCAGAUACAUUGAAGCCCCAAAGUUGAUUGUAGUUCAGAGUGAGCUGUUGGUUGCCCUUGGGGAUACAACAGUUAUGGAAUGCAAAACCUCUGGUGUUCCUCCACCUCAAGUUAAAUGGUUCAAAGGAGAUCUUGAGUUGAGGCCCUCAACAUUCCUCAUCAUUAACCCUCUCUUGGGACUUUUGAAGAUUCAAGAAACUCAAGAUCUGGAUGCUGGUGAUUAUACAUGUGUGGCUAUCAAUGAUGCUGGUAGAGCAACUGGCAAGAUAACCCUGGAUGUUGGCUCUCCUCCAGUUUUCAUACAGGAACCUGUCGAUGUCUCUAUGGAAAUUGGCUCAAAUGUGACAUUACCUUGUUACGUCCAGGGUUAUCCAGAGCCAAAGAUCAAAUGGCGAAAAUCAGACAACAUGCCGAUUUUCUCAAGACCUUUUUCAGUUAGUUCCAUCAGCCAACUAAGAACAGGAGCUCUCUUUAUUUUAAACUUAUGGGCAAGCGAUAAAGGAACCUAUAUUUGUGAAGCUGAAAACCAGUUUGGGAAGAUCCAGUCACUGGCAACAGUAACAGUGACAGGACUUGUUGCUCCUCUUAUUGGAAUCAGCCCUUCUGUAGCCAAUGUUAUUGAAGGACAGCAGCUUACUUUGCCUUGUACUCUUCUGGCUGGAAAUCCAAUUCCAGAACGUCAGUGGACUAAAAAUUCAGCCAUGUUGGUGCAAAAUCCUUACAUAACUGUGCGCAGAGAUGGGAGCCUCCAUAUUGAAAGAGUUCAGCUUCAGGAUGGAGGCGAAUAUACUUGUGUGGCCAAUAAUGUUGCUGGAACCAGUAACAAAAGUACCUCUGUAGUUGUACAUGUUCUGCCAACCAUUCAGCAUGGGCAGCAGAUACUCAGCACAAUUGAAGGCAUUCCAAUAACAUUACCAUGCAAAGCCAGUGGAAUUCCCAAACCAUCUAUUGUCUGGACCAAGAAAGGCGAGCUGAUUCCAACUAGCAGUGCUAAGUUUUCAGCAGGGGUUGAUGGCAGUCUGUAUGUGGUGUCACCUGGAGGCGAGGAGAGCGGGGAAUACGUGUGCACAGCCACCAAUGCUGCAGGCUACGCCAAAAGGAAAGUGCAGCUGACAGUCUAUGUAAGGCCCAGAGUGUUUGGAGAGCACCAAGGACUGUCCCAAGAUAAGCCCGUUGAGAUCUCUGCGCUGGCAGGGGAAGAGGUGACCCUUCCGUGUGAAGUGAAGAGCUUACCCCCACCCGUAAUUACCUGGGCCAAAGAAACCCAGCUCAUCUCGCCGUUUUCUCCAAGACACAUGUUCCUCCCUUCUGGUUCAAUGAAAAUCACUGAGACCCGCAUUUCAGAUAGCGGGAUGUAUCUUUGUGUUGCCACAAAUAUUGCUGGAAAUGUGACUCAGUCUGUUAAAUUAAGUGUCUAUGUUCCUCCAAAGAUACAACAUGGCCCUAAACAUAUGAAAGUCCAAGUCAGUCUCCGAGUGGAUAUUCCAUGUAAUGCUCAAGGGUCGCCUCGUCCUGUGAUCACCUGGUCUAAAGGGGGCCAGACCAUAUUGGCUGAUGGAGUGCAGCACAUUAGCGAUCCAGAUGGAACUUUAAGUAUCAACAAAGCCAUGCUCUCAGAUGCUGGCAUAUAUACAUGUGUUGCGACUAACAUAGCAGGCAGUGAUGAAGCCGAGAUAACGCUCCAUGUCCAAGAACCACCUACAAUGGAAGAUCUUGAACCACCUUUUAACACUCCAUUUCAACAACGACUGGCCAAUCAACGCAUUGCAUUUCCAUGUCCUGCUAAAGGUACUCCUAAACCAAUCAUCAAAUGGUUACGCAAUGGUGGAGAGUUAACAGGCAGAGAGCCUGGGAUUUCCAUCUUGGAGGAUGGCACAUUGUUGGUUAUAGCUUCUGUCACACCAUAUGACAAUGGGGAGUACAUCUGUGUGGCAGUCAACGAGGCUGGGACCACAGAAAGAAAAUACAACCUCAAAGUCCAUGUUCCUCCAGUAAUUAAAGAUCAAGAACACUUAAUGAAUGUGUCAGUGUUGGUAACCCAGCUCACCAGUCUCUUUUGUGAAGUGGAAGGUACUCCAUCACCCAUCAUUCUGUGGUAUAAAGACGAUGUGCAGGUGACUGAAAGCAGCACUAUUCAGAUCCUGAACAAUGGGAAAAUUCUAAAGCUUUUCAAAGUCACGGCAGAGGAUGCUGGAAGAUAUUCCUGCAAAGCAAUUAAUAUUGCUGGCACUGCUCAGAAGCACUUUGGUAUUGAUGUUCUAGUUCCACCCAGCAUAAUAGAUGCGAGCUCCCCAAAUGAAGUCUCUGCCAUCAUCAACCACAGCACCAGCCUCGAAUGCCGAGUUAAAGGCACUCCCUUUCCCGCUAUUCACUGGUUCAAAGAUGGCAAGCCUUUAUUUUUGGGAGAUCCUAAUAUUGAACUUUCAGACAGAAGACAAAUUUUAUACCUGAAGAAUGCACGAAGAAGUGACAAGGGGCGAUACCAGUGUGCUGUGUCUAAUGCAGCUGGUAAACAAACCAAGGAUAUAAAACUGACUAUCUAUAUUCCACCUAGUAUUAAAGGAGGCAAUGCUACCACGGAAGUAUCAGUGCUGAUCAACAGCUUAAUUAAAUUGGAAUGUGAAGCCCGGGGACUUCCAGUGCCUGCUAUUACUUGGUAUAAGGAUGGCCAGCUAGUCCUAUCCAGCUCACAAGCACCUUAUAUUGAUAAAGGACAAUUUCUUCAUAUUCCUAGAGCACAAGUCUCUGAUUCAGCAACCUACAUGUGUCAUGUAACAAAUGUUGCUGGAACUAUUGAAAAAUCAUUCCAUGUUGACGUCUAUGUUCCUCCAGUGAUUGAAGGUGAGUCGGCAACACCUUUGAAGAAGCAAGUUGUUGUUGCUCACUUUCUGACUCUGGAGUGUAAAGCUGCUGGAAGCCCCCCUCCAGCUCUUACCUGGUUGAAAGAUGGUACACCCGUGAAAACCAGUGACCGCGUCCGCAUAGAAGCUGGUGGGAAGAAGCUAGAAAUCAUGAGGGCCCUGGAAGUUGAUUGGGGACAGUAUGUAUGUGUGGCAACAAGUGUGGCAGGAGAGAAGGAAAUCAAAUAUGAAGUUGAUGUCCUAGUGCCACCCUUUGUAGAAGGAGGAGAUGAAACAUCUUAUUUCAUUGUGAUGAUUAAUAACUUAUUGGAGCUAGAUUGUCAAGUGACAGGCUCUCCCCCACCAGCUAUCAUGUGGCUGAAGGAUGGUCAGCUAAUUGACGAAAGAGACAGAUUCAAGGUUUUACUAAAUGGACGGAAACUGGUUAUUGCUCAGGCUCAAAUGUCAGACACAGGCCUUUAUCAAUGUGUGGCAACAAAUGCUGCUGGAGACCACAGGAAGGAAUUUGAAGUGACUGUUCACGUUCCUCCAACAAUCAAGGCAUUGGGCCUUUCUGAGAGAGCUGUGGUGAAAUACACGUCUGUCACCUUACAGUGUAUAGCCAAUGGCAUUCCAAAUCCAUCCAUUACAUGGUUGAAAGAUGACCAACCUGUGAACACUGCACAAGGGAACCUCAAAAUACAGUCUUCUGGUCGAGUUCUACAAAUUGCCAAGGCCCUGUUAGAAGACGCUGGCAGAUACACAUGUGUGGCUACCAAUGCAGCUGGAGAAACACAACAUCACACUCAAUUGCAUGUGCAUGAACCACCCAGCCUGGAAGCUGCAGGGAGGAUGCUGAACGAGACAGUGGUCAUGAACAACCCCAUUCAGCUGGAGUGUAAGGCAGCAGGAAAUCCUUUGCCUGUUAUUUCAUGGUACAAAGAUAGCCAUCCACUGUCAAGUUCCACUAGCGUAACUUUCUUGAACAGAGGACAGAUCAUUGAUAUUAAAAGUGCCCAGAUCUCAGAUGCUGGCAUCUAUAAAUGUGUGGCCAUCAAUUCUGCUGGUGCCACGGAUUUAUUUUACAGUCUACAGGUUCAUGUGCCCCCAUCGAUUUCUGGCAGCAAUAACAUGGUAACAGUAGUGGUUAAUAAUCCAGUGAGGUUAGAAUGUGAAGCCAGAGGUAUCCCUGCCCCAAGUCUGACUUGGUUGAAAGACGGGAGUCCUGUCUCUAGUUUCGCUAAUGGAAUCCAGGUUCUCUCUGGGGGUCGAAUCUUAGCACUGACCAGUGCACAAAUAAUUGACAGUGGGAGAUACACCUGCGUGGCAGUGAAUGCUGCUGGGGAGAAACAAAGGGACAUUGACCUCAGAGUGUACGUUCCACCAAAUAUUUUGGGAGAAGAACAGAACAUCUCUGUGCUCCUUAGCCAACCUGUGGACUUACUAUGUCAAAGUGAUGCUGUUCCCCCACCUACCCUGACCUGGUUAAAAGAUGGCCACCCUUUGCUGAAGAAACCAGGUCUCAGUGUCUCUGAAAACGGAAGUAUGUUAAAGAUUGAAGACACUCAGGUUCAAGACACAGGUCGUUAUACUUGUGAAGCAACAAAUAUCGCUGGAAAAACUGAGAAAAAUUAUAAUGUAAACAUUUGGGUACCACCAAGUAUUUACGGUUCUGAUGAACUUGUUCAACUUACAGUCAUUGAGGGAAAUCUAAUUUCUCUCUUGUGUGAAUCAAGUGGUAUUCCACUCCCAAACCUCAUUUGGAAAAAGAAAGGCUCUCCAGUACUAGGUGACUCUGUGGGGCGGGUCAGAAUGUUAUCAGGAGGCAGGCAGCUACAGAUCUCAAUUGCUAAGAAGUCUGAUGCAGGACUGUAUACAUGUGUGGCAUCAAAUGUUGCUGGAACUACGAAGAAAGACUAUAGUCUGCAAGUUUACAUUCGACCAAUAAUAACCAACAGUGGCAGCCACCCUACUGAAAUUAUUGCCACUCGAGGGAAGACUGUUUCCUUAGAGUGUGAGGUGCAGGGUGUGCCUAAGCCAACAGUGACCUGGAUGAAAGAUGGCCACCCCUUAACCAAAGGAAGAGGAGUAGAAAUAGUGGAUGAUGGUCACAUCCUUCAGCUGAAGAACAUUCAUGUGUCUGACACAGGUCGUUAUGUGUGUGUUGCUAUGAAUGCAGCAGGAAUGAGUGACAAAAAGUAUGACCUAAGUGUACAUGUUCCUCCAAGCAUCACAGGAAACCAUGCGACACCGGAAAAUAUCAGUGUUGUGGAAAAGAGCUCUGUGUCCCUGACUUGUGAAACUUCAGGAAUCCCUCUGCCUUCAAUAACCUGGCUUAGGGAUGGGUGGCCUGUCAGCCUUAGCAGUACUGUGAGGAUUCUUGCAGGAGGCAGGACACUACGGCUAAUACAGGCCAGAAUAGAAGACGCUGGUCAGUAUACUUGCAUUGUAAAGAAUACAGCUGGUGAAGAAAGAAAGCUCUUUGGACUUUCAGUAUUAGAACCGCCUCGUAUUGUGGGUGAAAAUAGCCUGGAAGAUGUGAAAGUAAAAGAGAAGCAGAGUGUCACACUGACUUGUGAAGUGACAGGGAAUCCCAUGCCAGAAAUCACAUGGCACAAAGAUGGACAGCUCCUCCGAGAAGAUGAAACCCAUCACAUUACGUCUGGUGGCCGUUUUCUUCACAUUACCAAUGCCCAAGUGUUGCACACUGGAAGAUAUAUGUGUUUGGCUUCUAAUACAGCUGGCGAGAAAAGCAAAAGUUUCAGUCUUAAUGUGUUUGUGUCUCCUACAAUUGUUGGUGUAGAAAGUGAUGGCAGCCCUGAAGAUGUCAUUGUUACCCUUAACAGCCCGACCUCUCUGGUCUGUGAAGCUUAUUCAUACCCUCCAGCCACUAUCACCUGGUUUAAGGAUGGAGCUCCAUUAGAAUCCACCCAAAAUAUUCGCAUUCUUCCUGGAGGUAGAACUCUGCAGAUCCUCAAUGCCCAGGAGAACAAUGCUGGAAGAUACUCGUGUGUGGCCACUAAUGAGGCUGGAGAAAUGAUAAAGCAUUAUAAAGUGAAAGUCUACAUUCCACCCAUAAUCAAUAAAGGGGACAUUUUGGGACCAGGUCUUUCCCCCAAGGAAGUGAAGAUAAAAGUAAACAACACCCUGACUUUGGAGUGUGAAGCAUAUGCGAUUCCUUCUGCCUCCCUCAGCUGGUACAAGGAUGGACAGCCCCUUAAAUCAGAUGAUCAUGUUACUAUUGCUGCAAAUGGACACACACUUCAAAUAAAGGAAGCUCAAAUAUCAGACACCGGACGAUAUACUUGUGUUGCAUCUAAUCUUGCAGGUGAAGAUGAGUUGGAUUUUGAUGUGAAUAUACAAGUUCCUCCAAGUUUUCAGAAACUCUGGGAAAUAGGAAACAUGCUAGAUACUGGCAGAAGUGGUGAAGCCAAAGAUGUGAUCAUCAACAAUCCCAUUUCUCUUUACUGUGAGACAAAUGCUGCGCCUCCUCCUACACUGACAUGGUAUAAAGAUGGCCAUCCUCUGACCUCCAGUGACAAAGUCAUGAUUUUACCAGGAGGGCGAGUGUUGCAGAUUCCCCGGGCUAAAGUAGAAGAUGCUGGGAGAUAUACAUGUGUGGCUGUGAAUGAGGCUGGAGAAGAUUCCCUUCAGUAUGAUGUCCGUGUACUCUUGCCACCAGUUAUCAAGGGAGCACCUGGUGACCUCCCUGAAGAGGUCACUGUGCUGGUGAACAGGAGUUCACUGAUGGAGUGUUCAUCCAGUGGCAGCCCAGCACCAAGGAAUUCCUGGCAAAAAGACGGAAAGCCUUUGCUGGAAGAUGACCAUCAUAAAUUUCUGUCUAAUGGAAGAAUGUUACAGAUUUUAAAUGCUCAAAUAACUGACAUCGGCAGGUAUGUGUGUGUUGCUGAGAACACAGCUGGAAGUGCCAAGAAAUUUUUUAAUCUCAAUGUUCAUGUUCCUCCAAGUGUAAUUGGUCCUAACCCUGAAAAUCUCACUGUUGUCGUGAACAAUUUCAUCUCUUUGAACUGUGAGGUCUCUGGUUUUCCACCUCCUGAUCUCAGCUGGCUCAAGAAUGAACAGCCUAUCAAGCCAAACACAAAUGCUCUCAUUGUCCCUGGUGGUCGAACUCUACAGAUUAUUCGAGCCAAGGUAUCUGAUGGUGGUGAAUACACUUGUAUAGCUAUCAACCAAGCUGGUGAAAAGAGGAAAAAGGUUUCCUUGACUGUUUAUGUGCCCCCAAGCAUUAAGGAUCAUGACAGUGAGUCUCUUUCUGUAGUUAAUGUAAGAGAGGGAACUUCGGUGUCAUUGGAAUGUGAAUCAAAUGCUGUCCCACCUCCAGUUGUCACCUGGUAUAAGAAUGGGCGGAUAAUAACAGAGUCUACUCACAUGGAGAUUUUAGCUGAUGAACAAAUGCUGCACAUCAAGAAAGCUGAGGUAUCUGACACAGGCCAGUAUGUAUGUAGAGCUAUAAAUGUAGCAGGACGAGAUGAUAAAAAUUUCCACCUCAAUGUAUAUGUGCUACCCAGUAUUGAAGGGCCUGAAAGAGAAGUGGUCGUGGAGACAAUAAGUAAUCCAGUGACCCUGACCUGUGAUGCCACUGGGAUCCCACCUCCCAUGAUAACAUGGUUAAAGAACCACAAGCCUCUAGAAAACUCUGACUCACUCGAGGUCCACAUUUUGUCUGGGGGUAGCAAACUCCAAAUUGCCCGAUCUCAGCAUUCAGAUAGUGGAAACUAUACAUGCAUCGCAUCAAAUAUAGAGGGGAAAGCACAGAAAAACUUUAUUCUUUUGAUACAAGUUCCUCCAAGUGUUGCUGGUGCUGAGAUUCCAAGUGAUGUCAGUGUCCUUCUGGGAGAAGAUGUUGAGCUGGUCUGUGAUGCACAUGGCAUUCCUGCCCCAGUUAUUCAGUGGCUUAGAGAUGGAAAGUCUAUAGCUAAUGAGGAAACAGAAAAAAUCCAAGUGACUGCAAAUGGCAACACAUUAAACAUUUAUGGAGCUCAUACAUCCGACAUGGGGAAAUACACAUGUGUGGCUACUAACCCUGCUGGAGAAGAUGACCGAAUAUUUAACUUGAAUGUCUAUGUUCCACCUAAAAUUAGAGGUAAUAAAGAAGAGGCAGAGAAACUAAUAGCUUUGGUCGACACUUCAAUAAAUAUUGAAUGCAGAGCUACAGGGACACCUCCUCCACAGAUAAACUGGUUGAAGAACGGGCUUCCUCUGCCCCUUUCCUCCCAUAUUCGGUUGCUGUCAGCAGGACAGGCCAUCAGGAUUGUGAGAGCUCAGGUCUCUGACGUCGCUAUGUAUACUUGUGUGGCCUCCAACAGAGCUGGGGUGGAUACUAAGCAUUACAGCCUUCAAGUGUUCGUACCACCACAUAUGGAUAAUGCAAUGGGAACAGAAGAAAUCACAAUUUUAAAAGGCAGCUCCACCUCUAUGACCUGCAUCACAGAUGGGAACCCCACUCCCAGCAUGUCCUGGCUUAGAGAUGGCCAACCUCUGGAGCUUGAUGCUCAUCUGGUGAUCAGUACUCAAGGAAUGGUCCUGCAGCUCAUCAAAGCAGAGACUGAAGAUUCAGGAAGGUACACCUGCAUGGCCUCCAGUGAUGCUGGGGAAGUCAGCAAGCACUUUAUCCUGAAGGUCCUGGAACCACCUCACAUCAAUGGAUCUGAAGAAACUGGAGAGAUAUCAGUAAUUGUUAAUAACCCACUUGAACUCACCUGCAUUGCUUCUGGAAUUCCUGCCCCUAAAAUUACCUGGAUGAAAGAUGGCAGACCCCUUCUUCAGACAGACCAGAUGCAAAGUCUUAGAGGAAAUUCUAUUCUUCAAAUAUCUAGUGCACAGGUAGAAGAUACAGGAAGAUACACAUGUCUGGCAUCCAGUCCUGCUGGAGAUGAUGAUAAGGAAUAUUUAGUGAGAGUUCAUGUGCCCCCUAAUAUUGCUGGGACUGAUGAGCCCCAGGAUGUCACUGUGUUACAGAACAGACAGGUGACAUUGGAAUGCAAAUCAGAUGCAGUACCCCCACCUGUGAUUAUGUGGCUCAGAAAUGGAGAUCGGUUACAGGCAACGCCUCGAGUGCGAAUCCUAUCUGCAGGAAGAUAUUUACAAAUCAACAAUGCAGAUCUAGGUGACAGGGCAAAUUAUACCUGUGUUGCCAGCAAUGUUGCAGGAAAGACAACGAGAGAAUUUGUCCUCACUGUAAAUGUUCCUCCAAAUAUAAAGGGUGGUCCUCAGAGCCUUGUCAUUCUCAUGAAUAAGUCGAUCAUACUGGAAUGCCUUGCUGAAGGUGUGCCAACCCCAAGGAUAACUUGGAGAAAGGAUGGAGCUGUUCUAGCUGGGAAUCAUGCAAGACACAUCAUCUUGGAGAACGGAUUCCUUCAUAUUCGAUCAGUACGUGUUGCUGACAGUGGGCGGUAUUUGUGCAUGGCUACCAGUGCUGCUGGGACCGACCGUAGGCGGAUAGACGUGCAGGUCCAUGUACCUCCAUCUAUUGUUCCGGGUCCUACCAACAUAACUGUAACAGUAAAUGUUCAGACUACUCUGGCUUGUGAGGCUUCUGGAGUACCAAAACCAUCAAUCAGUUGGAGAAAAAAUGGGCAUCUUCUUAAUGUAGACCAAAACCAGAAUUCAUACCGGCUCCUUUCUUCAGGUUCACUGGUAAUUAUUUCCCCUUCUGUGGAUGACACUGCAACCUAUGAGUGCAGUGUAACAAACGCGGCUGGAAAAGAUAAGAGGACCAUGGAUCUCACUGUCCAAGUUCCACCCACCAUAGCUGAUGAGCCUACAGACUUUCUAGUAACCAAACAAGCCCCAUCAGUAAUUACUUGCACGGCUUCAGGAGUUCCAUUUCCCUCAAUUCACUGGACCAAAAAUGGCAUAAGAUUACUUCCAAGAGGAGAUGGGUACCGAAUUUUGUCCUCUGGAGCAAUUGAAAUAUCUGCCACCCAAUUAAACCAUGCAGGAAGAUAUACUUGUGUUGCUAGGAAUGCAGCUGGUUCUGCUCACAGACAUGUGACCCUUUAUGUCCAAGAGCCUCCAGUCAUUCAGCCCCAGCCAAGUGAACUAGAAGUCAUUCUAAACAAUUCUGUUUUAUUACCAUGUGAAGCAACAGGGACACCGAGUCCUUUCAUUUCUUGGCAAAAAGAAGGCAUCAAUGUCAUCACUUCAGGCAAAAGCCAUGCAGCUCUUCCUAGUGGCAGCUUGCAGAUCUCCAGAGCUGUCCGCGAGGAUGCUGGCACUUACAUGUGUGUGGCUCAGAACUCAGCUGGCACCGCCUUGGGCAAAAUCAAGCUAACUAUCCAAGUCCCUCCAGUCAUCAGCACUCAUUCAAAGGAAUACGUCAUUGCUGUGGAUAAGCCAAUUAUGUUACCAUGUGAGACAGAGGGCCUUCCACCCCCGGACAUUACAUGGCAUAAAGAUGGGCAUGUGAUUAUGGAAUCCAUCCGGCAGCACAUCCUCAACUCUGGAGCUCUCCAGAUAGCAUUUGCUCAGCCUGAUGACACCGGCCAGUACACAUGCAUGGCAACUAAUGUGGCAGGAUCCAGCAGCAUAAGCACCAAGCUCAUAGUCCACAUACCACCCAGGAUCCGAAGCACAGAAGCUCGCUAUACGGUCAAUGAGAACUCACAAGCCAUUCUCCCAUGUGUGGCUGAUGGAAUCCCCACACCAGCAAUUAACUGGAAGAAAAACAAUGUUCUACUAACUAACUUGUUAGGAAAAUACACGGCAGACCCACAUGGAGAACUCAUUUUGGAAAAUGUUGUGCUGGAGGAUUCUGGCAUCUAUACCUGUGUUGCUAACAAUGCUGCAGGUGAAGAUACACACACUGUGAGCCUGACUGUAAAUGUUCUCCCCACUUUUACUGAACUUCCUGGAGAUGUGUCAUUAAAUAAAGGAGAACAGUUACAAUUGAGCUGUAAAGCAACUGGCAUUCCUUUGCCCAAACUAACAUGGACUUUCAAUAACAAUAUUAUUCCAGCCCACUUUGACAGUGUCAAUGGACGCAGCGAACUUGUUAUUGAAAAAGUGUCCAAAGAGAAUUCUGGUACUUACGUGUGCACCGCAGAGAACAGUGCUGGUUUUGUGAAGGCAAUUGGAUUUGUUUAUGUGAAAGAACCUCCAGUCUUCAAAGGGGAUUAUCCUUCUAACUGGAUAGAACCACUCGGUGGUAAUGCAGUCUUGAAUUGUGAGGUAAAGGGAGACCCUGCCCCAACCAUCCAGUGGAGCAGAAAGGGGAUGGAUAUUGAAAUUAGCCACAGAAUCAGACAGUUGGGCAACGGUUCCCUGGCCAUCUAUGGCACUGUGAAUGAAGAUGCCGGUGACUAUACUUGUGUAGCUACUAAUGAAGCUGGAGUCGUGGAGCGCAGCAUGAGCCUGACUUUGCAGAGUCCUCCUGUUAUCACUUUUGAGCCAGUGGAAACUGUUGUUGAUGCUGGUGGCAGAGUCAGAUUGGACUGUCAGGCGACUGGAGAGCCUCGGCCGAUGGUUACAUGGUCCCGCCAAGGGCACUCUGUCCCCUGGGAUGACCGAGUGAGCGUGUUGCCCAACAACUCAUUAUAUAUUGCAGCUGCUCAGAAGGAAGACACUUCUGAAUAUGAAUGUGUGGCUCGUAACUUAAUGGGUUCUGUCCUUGUCAGAGUGCCGGUCAUAGUGCGGGUUCAUGGUGGAUUUUCCCCAUGGUCUGCCUGGAGGCCCUGCAGCGUCACCUGUGGGACCGGCAUCCAGAAGAGGAGUCGACUAUGCAAUAACCCCCUUCCAGCCAAUGGUGGGAAGCCAUGCCAAGGCUUGGAUUCAGAAAUGCGAAACUGUCAAAACAAGCUGUGUCCAGUGGAUGGUCACUGGUCAGAAUGGAGUCCUUGGCAAGAAUGCUCAAAGAGCUGUGGACAUGGCAACCGAACCAGGACCAGAACUUGCAGUAAUCCAUCAGCCCAGCACGGUGGGCGGCCAUGUGAAGGGAAUGCUGUGGAAAUAAUCAUGUGCAACAUUAGGCCUUGCCCAGUUCAUGGAGCAUGGAGUCCUUGGCAUCCUUGGGGUAGAUGCAGCAAAAGUUGUGGGGAAGGUACCCAGAUGAGAACAAGGCUUUGCAAUAACCCACCACCAUCAUUUGAUGGAUCCUACUGCAGCGGGGCAGAAACACAAAUGCAAAUGUGCAAUGAGAGACCCUGUCCAGUUGAUGGCAGGUGGGGACCUUGGACCAGCUGGAGUGCCUGUACCAUGUCUUGUGGAGGAGGUACCAGACAGAGAACAAGGGACUGCUCUGACCCUGCCCCUCAGUAUGGGGGAAGAGAAUGUGAAGGAAGUGAUAUCCAGAGUGAUUUUUGCAAUAAUGACCCUUGUCCAACCCAUGGUAACUGGAGUCCUUGGACUGACUGGGGAACAUGCAGCCGGACAUGCAAUGGAGGGCAGAUGCGGCGGUACCGUACGUGUGAUAACCCUCAUCCUUCCAAUGGAGGAAGAGCUUGUGCAGGGCCAGACACCCAGGUGCAGAGGUGCAACACUGACAUGUGUCCUGUGGAUGGAGGGUGGGGAAACUGGCAGAGUUGGAGCCAUUGUUCUGUCUCUUGUGGAGGAGGUGAAAAGACUCGGAAACGGCUAUGUGACAACCCAGUGCCAUCUAAAGGUGGCCGUUCCUGUCGAGGAGAUGCUACUCAGGUAUCCAGGUGCAAUACCCAAGCAUGUCCAGGUGGGCCCCAACGAGCCAGAGGAAGUGUUAUUGGAAAUAUUAAUGAUGUUGAAUUUGGAAUUGCUUUCCUUAACGCCACAGUAACAGAUAGCCCAGACUCUGAUACUAAAAUAAUACGUGCUAAAAUUACCAAUGUGCCUCGAAGUCUUGGUCCAGCCAUGAGAAAGAUAGUUUCUAUUCUAAAUCCCAUUUACUGGACAACAGCGAAGGAAAUAGGAGAAGCAGUCAAUGGAUUUACCCUCACCAAUGCGAUCUUUAAAAGAGAAACUCAAGUAGAAUUCGCAACUGGAGAAAUCUUGCGCAUGACUCAUGUUGCCCGGGGCUUGGAUUCUGAUGGUGUUUUGCUGCUAGAUAUUGUUGUGAGUGGCUAUGUCCUACAGCUUCUGUCACCUGCUGAAGUCAACGUAAAGGAUUACACAGAGGACUACAUUCAAACAGGUCCUGGGCAGCUCUAUGCCUACUCCACUAGGCUCUUCACCAUUGAUGGCAUCAGUGUCCCAUACACAUGGAACCAUACCAUUUUCUAUGAUGAGGCACAGGGAAGAAUGCCUUUCUUGGUAGAAACACUCCAUGCAUCCUCUGUGGAAUCCGACUAUAACCAGUUAGAAGAAACUUUGGGUUUUAAAAUCCACGCUUCAAUUUCCAAAGGAGAUCGCAGUAACCAGUGCCCCUCCGGGUUCACCUUAGACUCUGUUGGACCAUUUUGUGCUGAUGAAGAUGAGUGUAGAGCAGGCAAUCCCUGCUCCCAUACCUGCCAUAAUGCCAUGGGAGCCUAUUACUGCUCCUGCCCUGAAGGCCUCACCAUUGCUGCCGAUGGAAGAACUUGUCAAGAUAUUGAUGAGUGUGCUUUGGGAGGACACACCUGCCACACAGGUCAGGACUGUGACAACACAAUCGGGUCCUAUCGCUGCGUGGUUCAUUGUGGAAUUGGCUUUCGAAGAACGUCUGAUGGGCUGAGUUGUCAAGAUAUUAAUGAAUGUCAAGAGUCUAGCCCCUGUCACCAGCGCUGUUUCAAUAUCAUAGGAAGUUUCCACUGUGGAUGUGAACCUGGGUAUCAGCUUAAAGGCAGGAAAUGCAUAGAUGUGAACGAGUGUAGAAAGAACGUAUGCAGGCCCGAUCAGCACUGUAAGAACACCCGUGGUGGCUAUAAGUGCAUUGAUCUUUGUCCAAAUGGAAUGACUAAGGCAGAAAAUGGGACCUGCAUUGACAUUGAUGAAUGUAAAGAUGGGACCCAUCAGUGCAGAUAUAACCAAAUAUGUGAGAAUACAAGAGGCAGCUACCACUGUGUUUGCCCAAGAGGUUAUCGGUCCCAAGGACUUGGAAGACCCUGUAUGGACAUUAAUGAAUGUGAACAAGUGCCCAAACCCUGUGCACAUCAGUGCUCCAACACCCCUGGCAGCUUCAAGUGUGUCUGCCCCCCAGGACAACAUUUAUUAGGGGACGGGAAAUCUUGCGCUGGAUUGGAGAGGCUCCCACAUUAUGGCACUCAAUACAGUAGCUAUAACCUUGCGCGGUUCUCCCCUGUGAGACACAACCGUCAACCUCAGCAGCAUUACAGACAGUACUCACAUCUCUACAGCUCCUACUCAGAGUAUAGAAACAGCAGAACAUCUUUCUCCAGGACUAGAAGGACUAUUAGGAAAACUUGCCCCGAAGGCUCUGAGGCAAUCCAUGACACAUGUGUAGAUAUUGAUGAAUGUCAAAAUAGGGACACCUGCCAGCAUGAGUGUCAAAAUACCAUUGGGAGCUAUCAGUGCAUCUGCCCACCUGGUUAUCAACUCAUGCUCAAUGGAAAGACAUGCCAAGUGUUUAUUGUCCUUAGGUUCUGCCUCAAGAACUGUCCACCCAAUGAUUUGGAAUGUGCGUUGAGCCCAUAUGCCUUGGAAUAUAAACUUGUCUCCCUCCCGUUUGGAAUAGCCGCCAAUCAAGAUUUAAUCCGGCUGGUUGCAUACACGCAUGAUGGAGUGAUGCAUCCCAGGACAACUUUCCUCAUGGUUGAUGAGGAACAGACUGUUCCUUUUGCCUUAAGGGAUGAAAACCUGAAAGGAAUAGUGUACACUACACGACCACUACGAGAGCCAGACACCUACCGAAUGAGGGUUCAAGCCUUGUCCUACAGUGCCAAUGGGACCAUUGAGUACCAGACCACAUUCAUAGUUUAUAUAGCUGUGUCCGCCUAUCCAUACUAAGAUGUUCUCCAAAGUCUCUUCUGCAUGUUUAAACAGCCUUAAUUAUGCAAUCAAGUCCCCUCCUGGUUACUAUCUCUUGAACAGUUGCAAUGUUGGCAACUUGAAAAUGGUGCUAUACUCUAUUUUAUACGCCUUCCUUGGUACUGUUGAGGUAUUUUUAGGAUCCCACCAUGGUCAUAUUUUUAGUAAGGUCUAGAGGAGUCCCUUAUUUUAUUUAUUACACUGGAGCAGUUACUUCCCAAAGAUUAUUCUGAAUAUCUAACAGGACAUAUCAGUGAUGUUUUAUAGUAUGCAUUAGCUAAGAUCAUUUUCCUUAAAGUAAAACAAGAAAACAACUAAUUCAAAGUCCAGUAGGUUUUUGAGCAUUUGGUUAUUUUUAGAAUAAGAAAAUUAGUUGCUACAUGUAUCAAUAAAAGCUUGUAAAAUAAUUUAGGAAAAAUUUUAAGCAUUGAUACUUUAUUAUAUGUGUUGCCAAAGCUAGCACAAGUGUUGAUACUUUAUAUUAGGACUUACACGCCUAUUUUCAUUUGAAGAAAAAAGAAGUACCACUCACCUUAGAAAUAUGAUAUAACUACUAGGUUGGUUUGUUCUCAAAUGGUGCUCACCUUGAUUGAAUAUCCAAAACAAGGGUAUUAUUGUCAGUGAUUUUGUGAAAUCAUCGGAACCACUUACAAGAAUAGAAAUUAUUUUCUCCUAAGAUGCCUUCCAUGGCAUGGAUCUUUGCUGUAACAUUUGGAUAUAACUUCCCAUUCAGUUAGCUCCAUAACUCUUAUAUUCCGUAAUUUUUAAAGAUUUUUCUCUGUCAAGGCACACAGUUCUUUAAAACACCAAUAGGAUAGGUUUCUUUGUGAUUUUUUUUAAAUCUCAGAUGUUCAAAUUAACUCUUAAACGUCAACACACUGUAUGUGGCAGUAACAAACUCUGUAAGCAAUUGCCAAGAUGUAUUCUAUUUUUAUGAAGUGUAUAUAUAUUACCUUAGUGUGUAUUUUCUAUAUUAAUAUCUUGAUGGACUCUUUUAUAAAAGUCUUUUAUAAAAAAUUCCAAUGUUACAGUAAAAUUGACCUUAAUAAAACUUUCACAUUCUUUUUCUUAA